AUGCACUUCUUCAGCAAGGGCGAGCUCCACGGUGGAUUCCUGCUGAUGGAAGAGGGCAACCAGAUUGCCGGCCACGACGCGGCGAGACCGGAGCGCAUGGUGGUGCUGCCUACAUUCUGCGUGAGGAACAUCGAGGGGACCGUUGCCGAGGUCGAGAGAUUGGGUGGAAGGGGUUCAUGUGCCAGAGACUGA
Molecule: messenger RNA, 192 nt
Organism: Colletotrichum spaethianum
Lineage: Eukaryota; Fungi; Ascomycota; Sordariomycetes; Glomerellales; Glomerellaceae
Exons: 2
Coding region: 1-192 (63 amino acids)
Source: RefSeq, a predicted model, not a curated record